AUGUCGACUGAUGCCCUAAAAUACGAGACGGACACGUUGACUGAGACUACAAACUGCUCCGAGGACUCGACCACUUCCGAAGCCAGCCCCUUCAAAAUGCACAAACACCCGGAAUUCAGGUUCAACAGAAGCGAGGAGCGCACGAUGAAACGCUUCUUCUAUUGUGGUGGGAAUGUGGGAAUUAAGGUGAGUGAAGGGAUACUGUAAGAAAUUUUUAUUUUGACUUUAAUUUUUUUUGCAAAAAUCGGGGAAAUUUUUGAAAUUUCGGCGGAAAAGCGGUGAAAUUUUUGUCUAAAAUCCUCGUAGAACAUUUUAAAGUUAUUUUUAUACCUUUGGAUUUCCGGAUUACGGUAGCUUUUGCCUUAUUUUGCCCUAAAAUGGGAUUUUUAGGCAAAAAUUGGGGAUUUUUUUGAAAUUUCGGGGAAAAAUCGGUGAAAUUAUUGUCGGCAAUCCUCGUACGGUCUUUUACAGUCAUUUUUGUAUCUUUGGAUUUCCGGAUUACGGUAGCUUUUGCCUUUUUUGCCCUAAAACGAGAUUUUUUGGCAAAAAUUGGGGAAAUUUUUGAAAUUUCGGGGAAAAAAUCGAUGAAAUUUAUGUCUAAAAUCCUUGCAGAACAUUUCAAAGAUAUUUUUAUACCUUUGGAUAUGUAGGUUACUGUAAUUUUAGUCUUAUUUUGCCUUAAAUUGAGAUUUUUUGACAAAAAUUGGGGAAAUUUUUAAAAUUUCGGGGAAAAAAUCGGUGAAAUUUUUAUCGGCAAUCCUCGUAGGACAUUUUACAAUCAUUUUUAUAUCUUUGAAUUUCCGGAUUACGGUAGCUUUUGCCUUAUUUUGCCCUAAAAUGAGAUUUUUAGGCAAAAAUUGGGCAAAUUUUAGAAAUUUUGGGGAAAAAGCGGUGAAAUUUUUGUCUACAAUCCUAGUACGACCUUUUACAGUCAUUUUUGUACCUUUGAAUUUCCGGAUUACGGUAGCUUUUGCCUUAUUUUGCCCUAAAUUUAAAUUUUUUGGCGAAAAUCGGGCAAAUUUUUGAAAUUUCGGGGAAAAAUCGAUGAAAUUUUCGUCUACAAUCCUAGUACCACCUUUUACUAUCAUUUUUAUACCUUUAAAUUUCCGGAUUACGGUAGCUUUUGCCUUAUUUUGCCCUAAAUUUCAAUUUUUAGAAGAAAUUUGCCCCAAAAUUGAGCAAAAAUCAAACUUUUUAGCGAUUUUCCACUGUUUCAUUACGUCUCCCAUAAUCCCCACUUAGUUUUACAGCCGUUUACAGCCCAUAAACCCGUUUCCCAUUUCCUAAAACCCCAAUAAAUCCGCCGAAACCCCGAAAAACUAAUAAAUCGGAUAAUUUCAGCGGAUAACGUUGGCCAUCCUCAUCCUCAACACGCUCUGGAGUUGGGCGGUGGGCGUCGCUGGGGUGUACUUUGACAUUCUGUACAAUCAAGCCGAAUUCCAUCGACAAUUCAUACAUGUUUAUGUGUGCGUGGUCCAAACAAUCAUCCAUUACUACACGAUUACCGGUGUUGUGAAGAGUAUUGUGUGGAAUAUGCAGGUCUACAUCAUGUACACGGUAAGUUGAGAGGGUUAAAUUGCGAAAAAAUUAAUUUUUGGGCAAAAAAUCGCUAUUUUUUCGAAAAAUUCGAAUUUUUCUACGAAAAAAUCAAUUUAAAAAAAAAAUUUUUUACUUCAAAAUACUCAAAAUUAAAUUUUCUAUCUAUUUUCACUUUUUCCCCUACAAUUUUUCCUCAUUUUUCCCAUGUUUUCCCCGAUUUUCCCUCAAAAAUCCAAUCGCACUGUGCGAACCACCAUUUUCGCGGAUUGCACUGUGCAAUGACCUCAAAAUUCAAACGCACUGUGCAAUCGAAACAUCUCUCUUUUCUCUUUCGAUUUUCCCGCCAAAAUCCGGAGAGAAACGGAGAGGAAUGUUGGUGUGCAGUCGUGUCCGAGUGGUUAAGGAGAUUGACUAGAAAUCAAUUGGGCUCUGCCCGCACAGGUUCGAAUCCUGUCGACUGCGGAUGAAUUUUUUGGCGUUUUUAUAGUCGAAUUUGAAUAAAAAUAGUAUUCAGAUUUAUUUAUUUACCUUUUUUAGUCUUAAAAAGUUUUUUCAAGCCUUUUUCUGCUCGUUUUUAUCAAAAAUUUUAAGAAAAUUAAACUUUUUUUAAAAAAAUCUAGACUAAAAUAAAAACAUUCUAAUUUCAGCUGAUCUGCGUGACAAUUCUCAUCAUCCACUGCAUCUACGAGUUCGUCAAGAUGGAUGUGAAAGAGCUCUUCUCGCCGGAGCAAGUCAUUUUCACGGCUCCAUUCAUCAUCACGUCCUUUGGCAACAUGAUCUGCUGUUAUUUCGCUUACGAGACCUAUCGCUUCCUGGCGACCGUCGCCCACGACCAUCACAACUUCGCGCCGGACGCGGGAAGAGCGAUGGAAGAGGAGAAGCGAUCGUUUCGCGACUACAUGUUCGCGAAUCCCGGCCUCUAUCACGAGAAAAAAGAGGAGGAGAAGACCCGAAAAAUAUUGGGCAAUAUCGCCUGA
Molecule: messenger RNA, 2516 nt
Organism: Bursaphelenchus xylophilus (pine wood nematode)
Lineage: Eukaryota; Metazoa; Nematoda; Chromadorea; Rhabditida; Aphelenchoididae
Source: the annotation of a GenBank genome assembly